This is a messenger RNA of Microbotryum saponariae, 1184 nucleotides long. Lineage: Eukaryota; Fungi; Basidiomycota; Microbotryomycetes; Microbotryales; Microbotryaceae. The record is from the annotation of a GenBank genome assembly.
AUGUCGGCCUCCACCUCCACGUCGCUUUGGACGCCACUCAAAGUCGGGCCCAUCACACUCAGUCAUCGCAUCGUGAUGGCCCCCUUGACCCGCAUUCGAGCCGACCAGGACCAUGUCCCGCAACAAGUCGCGGCCGAGUACUACGAGCAACGCAGCAACACCCCGGGUACGCUCCUCAUAUCGGAAGCGACCUUCAUCAGCCCUCAGGCGGGCGGAUCGGGCAACGUGCCCGGCAUCUGGAGCGAGGCGCAGAUCCAGGGAUGGAAGAAGGUCGUCGACGCCGUCCACAGCAAGGGUGGCUUCAUCUUCCUCCAACUCUGGGCCCUCGGUCGUGCCGCCGAUGCCGACAACCUCAAGCAAGAGGGCGGCUUUGACGUCGUUUCGGCGUCGGACGUGGCCUUCAAAGGCGGCGACAAGCCCCGACCCCUGACCGAGGACGAGAUCAAGCAGUACACCGCCGACUAUGCGACGGCUGCCAAGAACUUUGUCGAAGGCGCAGGCGGAGACGGUGUCGAGAGUGAGUUUGCAUCUCAGGCUAUGAGAAAAUCUUGCACUUUGUCUUGAUUUUAGCCCGAGUUUUUUCGUCAACAGUUCACAGCGCCAACGGCUACCUGAUCCAACAAUUCCUUGAAACUAACUCGAACAAGCGGACGGACCGAUACGGUGGAUCCGUCGAGAACCGAGCCCGUUUCGGUUUAGAGGUUGUUGACGCCGUCGCCCAGGCCGUCGGCGCAGACCGUACCGGUAUCCGAUUGAGCCCGUACACGACCUUCCAAGGCAUGAAGAUGCCCGAGCAUGAAGACAUCAUCGACACAUACACGUACUACGUCAAGCAGAUCAAGGAGAGGCACCCUGAGCUCGCUUACGUCCACGCCGUUGAAUCGCGCAUCGCCGGUAACGUCACCGAGGACGCCGACGAGCGAGAGACGCUCGACUUUUUGUACGACGUCUGGACCCCUUCGCCCUUCUUGGUCGCCGGUGGGUUCAAGCGCGAGGAUGCCGAGCCCGUCACCGCCGCUCGCAAGAACACGGCCAUCGUCUACGGCCGCUACUUCAUCUCGAACCCGGACCUAGUCGAGCGAGUGCGCAAGGGCGUCGAGUUUGCCGAUUACGACCGCGCCACGUUCUACAUCCCUGGACCCCAGAACACCAAGGGGUACACGGACUACCCCAAGGCCACCUAG